This is a messenger RNA of Ilyonectria robusta, 1047 nucleotides long. RefSeq lists its product as uncharacterized. The record is from RefSeq and is a predicted model, not a curated record. The coding region runs from base 173 to 757 and encodes 194 amino acids. The transcript has a single exon. NCBI's taxonomy places the organism in Eukaryota, Fungi, Ascomycota, Sordariomycetes, Hypocreales, Nectriaceae.
UCCCAAACAACCAGGGUGACAUCCCUCCGGUUCUCGAGCUACUGUAAGGUUCGACACCAACUUGAGGGAGGUAUGUGUAUCUUGGCCAACCCGGGUGUUUGCACGGUUGAAGGUGGUUGGAGAGAUCCGCGCCAUACCGGGUAUUGAUUUGCGUCUCGUUGCAUCCUCCGUGAUGCAGGAACCGCCAACUCAACGGCUGCUCGACACUCGGACUUUGUCGAAAGAUGAGCUGGACUUGGCCUGUCUUGCGUCCCCCAUAUUUCUCUGUGCCCCUCCCGCACCAGGCGCCGCUCUUGGGGGUCACCGUCUUGCAGCGCCCGGGGGAAUGGGCUCGGUCCGGAUGACCCAUCUUGCCAGUCCUAGUAGGGCUUGUCUUGCUUGGACUAACGAUCAGGGAGACGAACUGCUGCCCACCCACCAGCCCAAGAGAUGCAGCAACUUGAGGGUUGCCUCGACCUGCCAAUCUAGGGCUCCUGACCAGGGCGUCGCAUCCAUUUGUGCUGCUGACGUGCUUUGUGUGUGCAUGGCGGCGCCUCAACUCGGGGUUCAAUGGUUAAUCCGCGGAAACCCUAGACACUUGGACAUCUCAACCCAUGUCACCGACCAGUCUGCAUGUCUUGGAAGUGACCGGAUUUGCCCGCACCAGGCCCAGGCCCCGGGCGUUCUUUGGCUUGAUAAGGUUACGCGGCCGAUGGAGAAUGGGACUGAUCCUCAGAGCGUCGUCUUUGUUGUUAACCGACCGAACCGACGGCCCUGAAUCGGAACUGGGAGGGGUUGGAUCCGCUCGGUGAGAUGCGGAGGUUCUUUAGUCAGGCUGAGUUGCAUAAAAUAUGUGAUUCCGAUGAGUCGGCGUUUUCUUGAUGAGGAAACCGACAAACGAGGGCAAGUCCGUGGCUCUGGAAUGUCUUGUCAACUAUGGAUGAUAGAGGCAUUAUUUUAAGAACUGUGGUUCCCGUGGGUCGAUGCCCACAGAUCUUGCGGAGUACUAAGCGUAGUCAACCGGAGUAGUUGCGGAAAAGUUUACAAAUAAUUAAGUUACACAGUGAA